AUGCCAUUUCUGUGUUUGACGCCUGCUCCUCCCCCGCUCCUCCCCUGCUCCUCCCCCGCUCCUCCCCUGCUCCUCCCCUGCCCCUCCCCUGCUCCUCCCCCGCUCCUCCCCUGCUCCUCCCCUGCUCCUCCCCUGCUCCUCCCCCGCUCCUCCCCUGCUCCUCCCCUGCUCCUCCCCCGCUCCUCCCCUGCUCCUCCCCCGCUCCUCCCCCGCUCCUCCCCCGCUCCUCCCCUGCUCCUCCCCUGCCCCUCCCCUGCUCCUCCCCUGCUCCUCCCCUGCCCCUCCCCUGAUCCUCCCCUGAUCCUCCCCUGCUCCUCCCCCGCUCCUCCCCUGCUCCUCCCCUGCCCCUCCCCUGCUCCUCCCCCGCUCCUCCCCUGCUCCUCCCCUGCUCCUCCCCUGAUCCUCCCCUGCUCCUGCCCCGCUCCUCCCCCGCUCCUCCCCUGCUCCUGCCCUGCUCCUCCCCUGCUCCUCCCCUGCUCCUCCCCCGCUCCUCCCCUGCCCCUCCCCUGCUCCUGCCCCGCUCCUCCCCUGCUCCUCACCUGCUCCUCCCCUGCUCCUCCCCCGCUCCUCCCCUGCCCCUCCCCUGCUCCUCCCCCGCUCCUCCCCUGCUCCUCCCCUGCUCCUCCCCUGAUCCUCCCCUGCUCCUGCCCCGCUCCUCCCCCGCUCCUCCCCUGCUCCUGCCCCGCUCCUCCCCCGCUCCUCCCCUGCUCCUCCCCUGCUCCUCCCCUGCUCCUCCCCUGCUCCUCCCCUGCUCCUCCCCCGCUCCUCCCCUGCUCCUCCCCCGCUCCUCCCCCGCUCCUCCCCCGCUCCUCCCCUGCUCCUCCCCUGCCCCUCCCCUGCUCCUCCCCUGCUCCUCCCCUGCCCCUCCCCUGA
Knipowitschia caucasica is the source of this 873-nucleotide messenger RNA. NCBI's taxonomy places the organism in Eukaryota, Metazoa, Chordata, Actinopteri, Gobiiformes, Gobiidae. The record is from the annotation of a GenBank genome assembly.